This is a messenger RNA of Durusdinium trenchii, 3276 nucleotides long. NCBI's taxonomy places the organism in Eukaryota, Dinophyceae, Suessiales, Symbiodiniaceae. The record is from the annotation of a GenBank genome assembly.
AUGGCGAUCCAGCAGCUGUUCGUGGAGCCGAAGUUGAAUGAGUUGAAACAUUUAAGUGGAACACUGGCAGAAGUCUCGCCCAGAACUCAAGCGUCAGCAUGGCAGCUCGUGGGAAGUCUGGGAAGUCCCGAGCAGCUCAGCCGGUACCAAGAAUUUGUGUUUCUGCUGAGCUCUGGGAUUGGAAAGAUACAAGUGACGCCAGAGUACCGACAUACUUGGAGUGUCAGAUUGUGUUGUGAGAACUGCACAAGGCAAUACUUGGGCCAUUCCCUGAUCAAGUUUCAUGACAAGCCCUUGGAGUUUGAGGUAUCAAGCAAUUCAUCAACCUCUACAAACUGCACCUUGAGCUUGUUGGGCCUGAGCCGGGAUACUGUGACCAACGUGUCAUUGAUCGUAGUGCCCAAGGAAAACCAUCACCUUUGCGAUUGCUCAGGGGGUGUGUGCAAGUGCUGCGAGAAGUUCCAAGGUCAAUGGGAUUUCCGUCAGUGGAACAGCAUGACAGUGGCCCGCCUGGCUGGUACUAUAUGUGUUGGCUCGCCUUGCAUCGGCGAGAGGGUGAAUGGACUACCAGGUCCUAAGUGCAAAUGCAAAGACAGCUACUUUGGCCAGCCAAAGCUGAUAGGCAACAACUUAACAGAUGCCGGGUGCACUGCUGCACGUUGCGACAUUCCCAACUCCAACCGGCUGUUUGGUGCAGAUUGUGCUUGUGCAGAUGGGUUUGAUGGCAAGAUCACAUGGACUAGGACCAUCCCUAAUGGGCAGUGUGUUCCUGCUAAAUGUCACAUAUUGAAUUCGACCAAGGAACCAGGGCUGAAAUGCCGAUGUUUGAACGGCUUCACUGGCAGUAUACGAUGGAACGGCUCAGAGGCAGAAGGUGAUUGCACGCCAGCGCCAUGUAGUCUGCCCAAUUCCACCAAUGAGCCCGGGCUAAGCUGCCGUUGCAGGGAGAAGUAUGUAGGAACCAUUUCAUGGAUUGGGUCCACACCCGUGGGCACUUGUGAGCCAGCACACUGCAGUGGACCUAGGGUCAACGGACUGCCUGGCCCGGCCUGCAGAUGCAAAGAUGGUUUUACAGGCGAGCCUGAGAUGAACGGGGACAUCUUGACAGAUUAUGGGUGCAGCCAUGCUUCGUGCAACAUCCCAAACUCUACGGAGGAAGGUGGCUGGUGCAGAUGUCGGGACGGCUUUGGGGGAAUGAUCAGAUGGAAGGGUGCUGAGGCCUACGGUUUUUGCAAGCCGGCUCCUUGCCCAAUUCCAAACUCGAACAACAUGCCAGGAGAUCAGUGUCGCUGCUUAAAAGGCUAUAUAGGCCUUAUCGUCUGGGAUGGGCCACAGGCAAAGGGUUCAUGCACCGAAUUGCCGUGCGUGGGCGAAUUCACCAACGGUGUCAGCGGUCCAGGCUGCAGGUGCCGAGAUGGUUUUGCAGGAGUCGUCAAUCGAACCAAUCGCCUGCGCAGGCGCGGAGAAGUCAGGAGAAAGCAUGCUGUAUUGAACUCCAAGGAAUACAGGCGGGAACCCAUUCUGCCCGGCCAUUGCGAACCUGCACCUUGUAACGUACAGCACUCCAACCAGCAGCCGGGCAAAUUGUGUAAAUGCCUACGUGGCUUCAUUGGCUUCAUUACUUGGAAUGGCCCUACGGCACUGGGCACGUGCAAUCCCGCUCCAUGCUCUAUCGAAAACUCAAACAAAAAGAAGGGUUUUAACUGUAGCUGUCUUGAUGGCUACGGUGGAAACAUCUUCUGGACAGGAUGGAAGGCUUUCGGGACAUGUCUUCCAGCCGAUUGUACGGUUCUACAUUCUGACUUCGUGCCAGGUGUUGGUUGCAAAUGCUUGCCAGGUUUCUAUGGCCAAAUCACGUGGAAAGGACAUGUGCCACAAGGAGAGUGCCUUCCAAUGCCAACAUGUUCCAACGCUUUGAUCCACAUCGUUUCUCUGAAGAGCAAACAACAUGAUUUAGAGGGGCAUGCUUGUGAUCUUGGUCAGCAGCUAGUGCUCCAUGGGCAUGCAGAAGGACAGAAUAUCCGAUGGACACGUGUGGAAUCUAAGCCCCGUGGAAGGUGCAAGUGGAAUUUAUCGGAAGGAGAACCUUGGCGACUCUUCUCUGAGGUUUCCCCAGGACCACCUAUGGAGUGCUCAAUUGAAGCGGCCCGGCCUAGGUGUGACUCAGAGAUCCGUUACAGCAUCACCAGCCUUCAGGCGUCCAGUUUUAGCUGCCGCCAAGGGGUCGGCCACAUGCCGCUGGAGUUCCCCCAACGCGUUGAGUUCCGAGGCAGAGUGUGUGGCUAUGAUUUGAUCCAAUGGGAGAGUGUGAAGAUUCCACUGGAACCAGAGAGUGUUUGUGAGAUCGAUCGUCAGGGUUCACCCUGUGGUGGGAUUCCUCAUGGUGAACACCUACCGCAUGGGUGUUUGCAUUUAGCAGAGCCUGCAGUCUUCGAGAUGCGUACAACAUGGUUCACGGUUCAGGCCACAUCACGCUACAGAGGCUUCCGUUACUCUGUGAGGUUCUUUGACAACGGUAUGGCCAGCAUGUGUCAUGGUCACACUGCAAGCAGGCAAGAUGAUGCACUAUCCUGUCACUGGUCGAGUGGUUUGUUUGCAGAUGAAUGGCACCUCAAUUUUCGCAUGCCAGCUGUUUUCGAGAAUGGGAUGGAGCUUGCAUUUCGACGUGUGGAAGCAGAUGAGGACAACGCCUUUGGGUUGGGAUCUGCUUUCCGAGUGCUAGAUGCACACGAUGAAAAUCUCAUUCUCACGUCGCAUCAACACCUACCCUCUUGGUGGGUUUCAACCUUUGAAAGAGACUGGGCGCACGACGGCAACAUCGAGGCGUUGUCGUGGCAAUGCCAACUUUCCCACUUUCAGAACGGCACAUGCUACCAAGUCAAAGUUGGUGUGGGGUUGUGGAUUUCCGAAACGAGUGCCUGCGGUGACUUGUCGGACCAUGUCAGCACGAAGUCCGUCACAGACAAUAAGUACUACACAUAUGCUCGGUCCUCUCGUGGGAGUCAAAUCUAUGUGAGCACGCAGGAAUGCUUGCCACUUGCAUCUCGCUACGAGCUUCAGGUAGAAGUUGUAUCCCUCAGCGGGAAUACAGGUCCAGUGGCUUUGGAGGUUGCGAGUGCGGACACCCGGUGCCGCAAGACCCUUCGUUUUGUGGCGAAAGCUGAAGAUCUAAGCAAGUGCAAGAAUCAUGAUGGGGAUCCGGAAUAUGAGCAUCUCCAAAGAAUCAAGCAUUUGUUCGGCUUCGAAGAGGAUGAUGAGGAUGAGGAUGGCAUGUAG